GUUUUUGAUUCCCGGAUUCAUCGAAGCAAACUUGUGUUCGCCAUGGCCAGCAACGAAGGUUCCCCCAAUAUUAUCGGUUCGCUUAUUUUCUGUCCAGAAUGCGGCAAUUUGCUCGAUAUGCCUGGCGUUGAUGACGAUAUUCUCAUGUGCCAUCAGUGCAGCCAUGCUUAUAAAACAGCAGGAUACGAAUCCACCAAAGUGGUGACCACUUCUUCAGAACGUGCAUUUCAAUCUCCCUUGAAAGCAAAGCGUCAUUUGGUGCAGCAGAGUAAACAGACCGAAGCCGAAGCUAUGAUCAAAGAAAAGUGUCCGAACUGUGGUAAUGAUGAGAUGGCAUACCAUACGAUGCAGCUUCGUUCUGCGGAUGAAGGUCAAACGGUGUUCUACAACUGUAAGAAGUGUGGCUACAAAUUCUCGGUGAACUCAUAGACGAGCAAGAUCAUGAUUUUCCAUUCGCUUCAUCAUGUAAAUUUUUCUUGGUUAUUUUACCCGUAUCAUUACUAUACAUCCAUCAUCUUUCCAUUUUUUUUCUUCUUGUUUCUUCUUUCACUUUAUUUUUUCUUUCCAUUCGUACUUUGAUAAACAUUCUUUACGGAUAUGGAGGAAAUUAUUCAUUGUCACGAAU
This is a messenger RNA of Radiomyces spectabilis, 625 nucleotides long. Its product is annotated as transcription factor S-II-domain-containing protein. The coding region runs from base 43 to 429 and encodes 128 amino acids. Gene Ontology annotation, molecular function: DNA-directed RNA polymerase activity; zinc ion binding; nucleic acid binding. The transcript is spliced from 3 exons. Gene Ontology annotation, cellular component: RNA polymerase I complex. Gene Ontology annotation, biological process: DNA-templated transcription; termination of RNA polymerase I transcription. The record is from RefSeq and is a predicted model, not a curated record. NCBI's taxonomy places the organism in Eukaryota, Fungi, Mucoromycota, Mucoromycetes, Mucorales, Radiomycetaceae.